UUUCAAUUUCGGUUGCAGGACUUGUGGGCCGCAAGCUCAAAUGGACCGAAGAAUACCUUUACUUCUGCCUAAGUACCUCUAGCUAGAACACGCAUACGACUCUGCUACGAGUCUCAGAGUUGGGCAAUCUGGCAAUGCAGCAGAGGCCACAGAGCUCUUUCUACACGAGCAGCAAACAUUUGUCCUGUGGGCCACUUUCGUCGUCGGCGGCUCAAGAGGAUCAGGCCGAUGGAGCGGCAGUUCGGCAGCGGGGAGCGGCGGGCCUCGCGGGUGCGCUGGCUCGUCGGCAGCGCUCGGGGCUGGUGGCUCUGGCCUGCCCCGACCUGCCGCCGUCGGCCCUGUCCGACAGCAGCCUGCACCUGCAGGCCCAGCAGCGCGCCCGCUGCGCCCUGGGCCGCCACGAGCGCGCGUGUGCGUCGGGCUACCGCCCGCACCUGCGUGCCGCCGCCACCGCGCGCGCCGUGAUGGCGUUGGACGCGGGCCUGGCGACGGAUGAGGCCGCGGCGGCGCGGGAGCGGCAGCAGGUCCAGGUGCUAAGUGUUGUCGAUCAUGCGUGGCAGAUGCUGACGCUGUCUGCGAGCACCUACGCCUUAAGCCGAUGCACCGGAAACAGCGCGCAAGGGGCAACAAGUGGCGACUCCAAAUGGGAGGACUUCGCUAGGUCGCUUGCAGUUGGGCUGGCCCAGGUGGACAGUCCGGCGGUCGCGGCGCGGCUGGCAGCCAUGCGGCCGGCGUCGGCGGCCGAGGCGGAGGAGCGCCAGCGGACGACGGCGUUCGGGCCGGUCAUUUACCCGCCGCGGCCGGAUGGCGUGCUCUUGCCCUCGUGGCUGCUUGCGCAAGAGGCUGCACGCAUGCUGCCGGCCCGCGCCGCGCUGCUGCUGCACUGCCACAUGGAGCUGGGCGGCAUGGACGACUACGACCGCAUCAUCGGCGGCGCCAGCGGCGCAGCAGCGGCUGCUAGCGGCGGCUCCCACUUCUGGAGGCGCCACGGCUUUGACAAGCAGGCCACACACAGGGCGAUGGCGGCGACGCUGAUGCAGGCCCUGCUGCAGUACUGGCAGCCGCCGCCGGCCGUGCUACUUGCGAAUGUCGGCGGUGCCGUGUCGCUGGCUGCCGCCGCCGCCUCCUCCCCUCUGGCGCCGCCGCCGUCGCCGCCGUCGCUGCCUCCACCGCUGCUCUGCCGCGACCUCACUGUCUUGGCGUCCGUGGUGUCGGAUGCACAAGCUGUGGCGCUGUGCCUGGCGGAGGACGACCUCUUUGACCUGGGUGCGACGGGUGCGCUGGCGGCGGUGACGCGGCCGGCGGUGCUGCUGCGCGUGGCGGCCGUGCUGAGCUUGGAGCUCUCGCGGCUGCCGCCGGAAGCCAUCGAGCACUGCCGCAAGGACUGGAUGCAGCACUCGUACCGCUCGAUGCUUAUCGCGGCGCUGCGCGAUGCAGCGAGUGGGGCCGGCGGUGGGGCCAGCGCGGCGAAGGGGGGCGGAAGGGCAGCGGCCGCUGGUGCAGCCGGGGCAGCUGGCGGCGGCGCGGUGGCGGCAGCAGCGGGUGACGUCAGGAGCAAGAGCGUGGACGAGACGUUGUGUCGGGCGCGCCGAUCCUUUCAGGAGCAUGUCAAGAGCAUGGACACGACCGUGGCGUCGGGCGAUUACAAGCGCUCUGGGUCGCGCGCGCUGGGCCGCACCUCUGUCAAGGGGACUGCUGAGGGCAGGGAGGGCGCCGGCGCCGGCAAGGCUUCGUCCAAAGCCAGCGGCAGGCGACCUACAGCGGCGGUCGCGGGGCAGGGCGCAGAGGCCGAGGCUGAAGCGGAGGCCGCGGAGCCGGAGAGUCAGGAUGGCAAGCGCCAGUCCCGCGCAGUUCGUGAGGCGUGGCUGCUGAAGCUCCUGGUGACCACGGCUGAUCGCCUCGUGCCAGCCAUCUUCGACCCAAUCCCUCAGCCGGCUGCGGCAGCACCCCUCGCGACAGCAGCAUCCGUGGCCGCCGCCGCUGCGGCCGCACCAGCAUCGGCGCCUCGGCCCUUGCAUGGUACGGCUGCGGCUGCGGCUGCGGCUGCGGCUGCGGCUGCGGCUGCGGCUGCGGCUGCGGCUGCGGCUGCGGCUGCGGCUGCGGCUGCGGCUGCCGCACCGCCGGCGGCAAGCCCGGCGCGGCCGGUGCUCAUCCUGCCCCGCAUGGCUCGCAUGUUGGCGUUCAUGCAGCUGAGAGGAAUGGGGAGUGGCCAGGGCGACCCCGCCACGAGCCUUCAGCAGUUCGAGGCCAUGUGCGAGGUCUCGGCGGUGCACGCCGCGAGCAUGGCGGAGGUGGCACGGGCCAUGGUGGGCGCGCUGGCGCCGUGCUGGGAGGCCGCAAGGACGGCGGUGGGGGGCAGUGACACCGCAUCACCGGCACCUCUGAGCCCCGGCCCGAGCCCCAGCUCCAGCCUCGGCCCCGGGCCCCACAGCUCGCUGGUGCUGCAGGGCUCGCCCGCCAUCUGCUACAGCCUCGCACGCACCGCCGCAGUCAACUACGUACUGGACAGGGUGGCGCGGGGGAUGGCGGCGGCGGCGGCAGCGGAGGAGAUGGCUGUAGAAGGGCCACUGCCCGCAAGUGCACCAGCACGUGCUUUGGCCAUGGUGGACAGGUUGCAGCAGCUACUGCCCCAGUACCAGCGCGUGUGCGGCUGGCCACUGGGGGUGACGCUGUCGGGUCUUCAAGGCGACGUGGACGGCGACGGCGGCGACCACCGUCAGCUGCCGGAGGCCGUGCUCAAGGCGUUCUCAUCACAGGCGGAUGCGGAUACGAUUGAAGCCCUCCGGCCCGCCGUGGCUGUCAGCUGGGCGCCGCUGCCGCCGGCCGCCGUGGCGUUGCCUGCGUCGGAUGCGGUCAUGCCCCCGGCCCUGUCACUGGAUGGGGUGCCGCGGGGGGAGCCGGCAGCUGGGCAGGAUGAGGCGCCUGACGGCACCGCAGCCGCCGCCGUGUGUGCGCCGACACCGCUGCUGGACAGCUCCGGUCUGGCGGUGCGGCCGACGUGUGACGCCGGCGGGCGGGUCUGCAACACCGACAGCCACGGCGCCGCUGCCUCAUGUCAAGGGGGUCCUUCCGCCGGCAACAGUGCUGCUACGGGCAUUCACACCAUCUACGAUGUGAAAGCAGAUAUGGCAAACAACUUAAAAGGGUCGAUGUGGUGGCAGCUGCGGAAUGCCAAGGACACCACAUUCGCCGCGGCGAAGAUUGCACGCCUCGCAUCAACAACGCCAGGCCAACUGGCUGCGGUGCCGUGGUUGAAGCCAGAGGCGCUGGAGGCUGCCGGCGGCCGAGUGGAGGCGCGGCUUCGGGGCAUCGCGCAGCAAGUGCUCUGCCACGUGACGCAACCGAUAGGCGCCGUGCUGGGGGCGCAGGGGGGACAGGCGGCGGCGCUGGCCCCGCAGCGCGCGCUGCAGCCGGACUGGCCGGAUCGCCUGCCCCUGGCGCUCAACCGCGCCUUCUGCUCCAUUGCCGGCGUCCCGACCAACCACAUCGGCUGGGGUCUAAUGGACAUGUGCACCGCCUGCAGCGGCAGCGGCAGCAGCGCCCAGCCACAGCAGCUGGUGCGGCUGCACCCGCGGCCGCUGAAUGGGGGGCUGCUGGCAGCAGCACCUCGUGCGCUCGCGCAGCAGCUGACGGAAGCUGAUGCCGCACAGCAUGGCAUGUACUCGGCAGCGGCGGCGGCACCAGGUCGGCAGUUGGCUUUCGGCCGCUGCGCCGCCGCGGCCGGUGCCGGCAGCGCUGGCCCGCAGGGCGACAGGGAGGCGUGGCGGCAGGGGGCGGAUGGGCAGCGCAGCUUGUGGGGCCUGCUGGGGUUUCCGGAGCUGUCUGCGUGGGAUCCUGAAUCCGCCGGCCCCAGCUCCUCUGAGGACGAAGACAAUAACAACCUGGUCAAGGCUGCGUUGGUGCUGGUGGCCCGUGGGGUGGGCGGCGCAGAACGGCUGAUAGCCGCGGGCGCGCCGCCGGCAGCCGUGCAGAAGGUCGUCGCCGUGCUGGACGGGCUGAAGGCGCUGACGGAGGCGGUGGCGGAUCUGGUGGGGGCGGGCAGCGCCGCCGCGGACGCGGAUGUUGAGGCGGACUUGAGCUCCAAGCUGGGCAAGGGACUCACCAUGUUUUCACCAUCGCUGCCUUUUGAUGAACUGGUGCAGGAAGUUGGCAGUAGCAGCGGCAGUGGUGGUGGGGCUGGCGAUCGCGGCAGCAAGCUGCAGCCGCUGCAGCUGGUGGUGAUGAUGGGGUCUGCGGGGCCCUAGUCAGUGGUGUUCCUGCCUUCCUGGAUUGCAGCAGGACGAACGCCAGGCGUGGCGUGGCAUUAGGCAAACCGUUGCGCGGAGGAGUACAAGACGGAUUUCACUGUAGAUCUAGAAAUCAGUCGUCAUCAAGAAAGAACAAUCCAGCAGGCAGUGGGUUGGGGGUUUGGCAGCACGGAAGAACCCUCCUGCGAGCAUCGUGGAAGGAGAGGGCGGAGGAAAGGUAGGGGGCGGCAGAGAGGGGGGCCCGGGUCUUCGGAAGGCGUGCAGAGCAACAUGGAUCCUUGCGAGAAAUG
This is a messenger RNA of Chlamydomonas reinhardtii, 4537 nucleotides long. RefSeq lists its product as uncharacterized. The transcript has 6 exons. The record is from RefSeq and is a predicted model, not a curated record. The coding region runs from base 135 to 4244 and encodes 1369 amino acids. Lineage: Eukaryota; Viridiplantae; Chlorophyta; Chlorophyceae; Chlamydomonadales; Chlamydomonadaceae.